GAAGGAACUGAUCGUGCAGUACAGCCAGCUUUCAGAGGAGGCUGCAUGGAGGGAGCGGAGGGCACUAUGGAGGGCACAGAGACUCCGUCUAUACCAGGCCAGGACUCUUUAUCUGCAGGAGGAUCGGCAACUGAUUGAGGCUCUCCUGGAGAGAUAUCCGCUAGUACAAAGGGAAUUUUCCCAGGAACCCCCCCCUUCAUUAGCCAGCAUGGAUCAGCCCAUCCUGGAACAAAAGGCGUCUGAUGGUGCAUCUGAGAAAUUACGGGGCAUUCUAGACAAUGUCCCUACAGUCAUCCCACAAAUCCCUGUGGCUUCUACCACUCAGCCCACUCCCAUCAAUAAUCUUAAGCCCUUAACCCCAGCUGAGCUGAACCUCAAUGAUUUUCUCAACAAACUUCCUCAAGUUGCAGACAGUCGACAAGUGGAUUCGGCUUUGCAGGAUAUUGGCUUUGACCUUUCAGAGGGACAUUCUGCUCUAAUAGAACAUGACAUGUAUGCAGAUAAUCCCCAUAACCCCCUACGGGCUGUUUGGCCUCAAUGGGGUCAUGCAGGACAGACCUAUGACCAGCAGAACCCCAGAAAUCAAUGUCAGCUUUCCACAGUUGACUCUGAAAUCACUCAAGGUCUGUUACCUCAGACCGGGAUGCUGGACACUUGUCCAGAGUCAGCAAGUGUAGGUCCAGUUGCUGAGGUAGAUUCUACUGUGCAGAAACAGGCAGGACACCUUGCAAGUGCCUUUGUUACUGGGGGAGAGUUUGUUGAGGGCAGUCAGAUCUGUGCUGGCAGCUUUGAGGACCCUGUUUCCCAAGUAAAGGUUGAAUCAAAUGAACAUAUACCUACUGUGCACGGAUCUGCUUCAGAUGCAAGUAUUAAUGUGGGGACACAUGUAUCAGAAAAAGUCAGCCACGCUGCUUUGAUUGGCACUUACAAACAUGUAUCAGAAGUGGAUUCUUCUCACCCAUUCUCAAAUAUUUAUGAUCAUGUAUCAGAUGACAACAUAAUGGUGGGUGGGUUUACAUCUGAGGCGUUAUUCCCCCACCCCUGCUGGAACACACAUGGCCACUUCUCUGACUGCACACUCAAUGUGGACCGUGUGCUGCCAGGCUCAGAGCCUUCAGAGCCCAAGCACCUGCCUGGCAGUAUGUAUGGACACUCUUCAGACUCUACCCUUGGAAUUGGGUGCAUAGUUUUGGGCACAGAACCAGUCCAGUCCUCCUUGCCUGUAUAUGUUUACGGGCACUCCUCUGACUCUGUGUUGGAUGUGGGCUGUGUGGUUAAAGGCCCAGAGCCAAUCCAGGCCCCACUUCCUGGAAGUGCUUAUGGACAUUCCUCGGACUCUGUGUUGGACGUGGGCUGUGUGGUUAAAGGGCCAGAGCCAGUCCGGGCCUCUCUUCCUGGAAGUACUUAUGGACACUCCUCAGACUCUCUGUUGGAUGCGGGCUGUGUUGUUAAAGGCCCAAAGUCAGUUCAGGCCUCACUUCCUGGAAGUGCUUAUGGACACUCCUCGGACACUGUGUUGGACGUGGGCUGCGUGGUUAAAGGCCCAGAGCCAGUCCGGGCCUCACUUCCUGGAAGUACUUAUGGACACUCCUCAGACUCUGUGUUGGACGCGGGCUGUGUGGUUAAAGGCCCAAAGUCAGUCCGGGCCUCACUUCCUGGAAGUGCUUAUGGACACUCCUCAGACUCUGUGUUGGACGUGGGCUGUGUGGUUAAAGGCUCAAAGUCAGUCCAGGCCUCACUUCCUGGAAGUGCUUACGGACACUCCUCGGACACUGUGUUGGAUGUGGGCUGUGUGGUUAAAGGCACAGUGCCCGUACAAGUUCCAGCUGUCCUUGAUGAGACCAGUGUCAACCUGGAUGCCCAGAACCCAAAAUUUGAUACCCCCAAGGAGCACCAGAUGCUUGAAGGAGUGUCUGCAUGGCCAUGCAGCAUCCCGAGCGGGGAGGCAGAGGAAGAGGAUUACCUCCGCUGUCUGUCUACGCAGUACACAGUGGAGCAGUACCAAGAUGACUACCACCUCCUCACAGCGGCCUAUGACUCUCAGCUGCUUCAGCAGAUCAUCCGUGGCCCCUAUGGCUUCCCAGGGUCCCCAGUGAUGUGGAGGUCCACCGAUGCCACGGCUGUGCAGCUCAGCGAGAUGGUGUCUCUGCCUGUGUUGAUGAAGCACUCCGUCACCAUGCCACUGAUCACACACGUGUCCCUGGUAAACAAAGCCGUGGUGGAUUACUUCUUUGUGGAGCUGGAGGUGGAGCACCACUUCGAGGCCCUCAGGCACUUCUUGCUCAUGGAGGACGGCGAGUUUGCUCAGUCACUCAGUGAUUUGCUGUUUGAAAAGCUGAGUAGUGGCCAGACUCCUGGGGAGCUCCUGACACCCCUGGUGCUGAACUCCAUCCUUAGCAAGGCCCUGCAGUACAGCCUGCAUGGGGGCAACGCUCUGGCUGCCAACUUUACCUUUGCCCUACGCUUCCUCCCCGAGCGCUUCCACCCACACGCCCCUGACGCACUGCAGUGCCUGGAGCUGUGCUACAAGGUGGAUUGGCCGCUGAACAUCAUCAUCACCGACAGCUGCAUGGACAAGUACAACCGCCUGUUCUCCUUCCUCCUCCAGCUGAAGCACAUGGUUUGGACUCUGCGCGAUGUCUGGUUCCACUUAAAGAGGGCUGCACUGGUAAAGGGGGCUGGCCAGUCAACCCAGUUCCGCCAGCUGCAGCUGUACCGACAUGAGAUGCAGCACUUUGUCAAGGUCAUUCAAGGCUACAUCGCAAACCAGAUCCUGCAGGUGUCCUGGAGUGAGUUCACCCACAAACUGGCCAACAUCAGAGACCUGGACUCCAUCCAUCGCACCCAUGCAGACUACCUCAAUAGGGCCAUCUUUAGAGGUCUGCUAACAGAGAAGGCUGCUCCCGUCAUGAACAUCAUCCACAGCAUUUUCAGCCUGAUCCUUAAGUUCCGAGCCCAGCUGAUUGCACAGCCCUGGAGUAACCAGCAAGGGGAAGCAGUACAUCCCAGUUUUGUGGCCAUGCAGCAGUCCUACAACACAUUUAAGUACUACUCCCACUUCCUCUUCAAAGUUGUCACUAAGCUGGUCAACAGGGGUUAUCAGCCUCACCUGGAGGACUUCCUGCUCCGUAUCAACUUCAACAACUACUAUAAGGACUUCUGAGGAGCCUUUCAUGAGACACGACCUUUGGUCAAGUGGAAAAAUGGACAGAACCAUGGCAGACUUUUGUCCCACUGUUAGACAUAUGAAAUGUCCAUGUGUUUGUUAUGUGUGUAUUUAUGCCAGUUAAUAUGCUUUGUACAAUCUCAUGCAAAGGUAAAUAUAUGUAUUUUAAAGUCCUGAAUAUAUGCUUUGAACAUCUAGAGGAGCUUUGCUGAUAAUGUAUUUGCUGAUGUUCAUUGUUUUACAGUGUGAAAUGAAAGAACCAAUAAAGACUAAUUUAAACAUA
Messenger RNA from Paramormyrops kingsleyae, 3449 nucleotides. Lineage: Eukaryota; Metazoa; Chordata; Actinopteri; Osteoglossiformes; Mormyridae. The record is from RefSeq and is a predicted model, not a curated record.